Messenger RNA from Heteronotia binoei (common prickly gecko), 2272 nucleotides. It is a transcript of the gene SENP8, whose product is annotated as SUMO peptidase family member, NEDD8 specific. The record is from RefSeq and is a predicted model, not a curated record. The transcript has 3 exons. Gene Ontology annotation, biological process: proteolysis. Gene Ontology annotation, molecular function: cysteine-type peptidase activity; deNEDDylase activity. Bases 531 to 1166 code for a protein of 211 amino acids. Lineage: Eukaryota; Metazoa; Chordata; Lepidosauria; Squamata; Gekkonidae.
GACGCGCGCCUCUCCCACCGGCACGCCAAGCCCCGCCCAUUCGCCACCCCCCAGAACACGCCUCUCGGUUUGCGCUGUCUCUCUCGCUCGCGCGCAUGCCCUCUGCCGCCUCUCGUAUGUUAAUCUGCUUUUUUUCUCCUCAGUCCGCAUUCGCCGAAGAAGGAAAAAGGGGCGGAGCGUACAGUGACAGCCAAAGGGCGUUUACGACGCGGAAGGGGGGGGAAGAAGACGGGAGGUGCUUUACGGCGCUGCUUAGCAACCGCGGAGGAUGAGGCGGGCGCGACAGGGAUGAUCAGUCCCAUGUGUUUCGGACUGUAAGAUAUUGCAUGUUGACUUAUAAAGAAAAUCCCGAAUGCGGAAGAGGGGAGAAAGGCCUGUCUUCACCGCAGAACUUCCUUCUGCCACUGUACGUUUCACAUGUGUCAUUUCAGUUCCUUUUAUCAUACUUUACAGCAACGUUGCUUCAUUUUUGACAAGCUCGACACUGCUUGCCGGCCUCUCCCUAGCUCCUGUGACUCCACCUGCGUAGAAUGGACCCUGUUGUCCUCAGUUACAUGGACAGUUUGCUGAGACAAUCGGACGUGCUGUUGCUGGAGCCUCCCUGCUGGCUUAACGACCACGUCAUUGGCUUCGCCUUCGAGUACUUUGCCAGCGAGCAGUUCCGAGACUUUUCUGACCAUGUGUGCUUCAUCGGGCCUGAGGUGGCCCAAUUCAUCAAGUGUGCGAUCAGCCAGGAGGAAAUGGGCCUGUUCCUGGAGCCCCUGAACCUCCCCCAGAAGAAAGCCGUGUUCCUGGCCAUCAACGACAACUCCAGCCAGGCCGCAGGGGGCACCCACUGGAGCCUCCUGGUCUACUUCCGGGAGAAGAACUGCUUCGCUCACUACGAUUCCCAUACGAGGAGCAAUUCCAUCCACGCCAGGCAGGUUGCGGGGAAACUGGAAGCCUUCCUGGGCAAGAGAGGCAAGGCCUCCUUUGUGGAGGAGAAGGCCCCCGCCCAGCAGAACAGCUAUGACUGUGGGAUGUAUGUCAUCUGUAACGCGGAGGCUCUGUGUCGAGCGCACUUUCAGGCACAGCAGGAGCCGAUCCUACAGCUCCUGACUCCCUCCUACAUAACCCAAAAGAGGAAAGAAUGGAAGGAGCUCAUUGCUAAGCUCUCUCGGAAGUGACUUGCCUUUGCCCCCACCCCGGUGCCUGACGAAGGGGCUCGAGUUAAGAAUUGCCCUGCAGAGAGAAUUGUCUUUGCCUUUGCACUUCUGCACCGCCUCACUCUCCCGCCUGUCAGGAUAGAGCCCAGUGGCAGGAAACUUAAAUGUCCUCUCUGUGGUGGGCAGUUUAGCUUAGGCCGUUUGUUAAAAUUUUCCAUAGACAGGAGGGCUUCCCGCAACUCCUGCUUUUCUGAGAUGCCUGUGCAAUCCAUUGCAGUGGAUUCAGGAACACCAGAGUAUAUUGCUGCUUACAGGUUCAACAGCCCUUCUCUGAAAUCAUGCCUGAACCUCUGGAAGGAAGGUGAUAGAAUACUCUUAUACUGCAACAAAGCUUACCUGAAAACGCAGCCCCAACCACCCCAACCACGCUGUUGAUUUCUUUUUGCUUCUCCUUAGGAAGAAUUGCAGGGGGAAAGGGCUGCUUGGUUGUAUAGAGUGCUUUGGCUACCUUGCAAAACGGUGCUGAUCACAGAAAACAUGAUGCAGUGGAACUUCGAUAAACGUAAGACUUGACAGCCUAGAGAAGGUUGCUUCCUGUUUCCGCUUAUCCAUGCCAUCUACGGAUUCCAACGCCUCUUCAUACAGACUAUGAUGGAACAGGGUGGGGGGAGACAGGCUUUCCAUUCCAAUAUCUAGAAUGGGAAGAAGCAGAAAUCUAUACAACCUGAUCAUAGGUGUGUUUUGAGUGUAUUUUUUCUCUGUACAUCACUUUAAGCACUUUUGGGCUGGAAAAGUGACUAUAAUGCACACUAAAUACACUAUUUAUCUGGAAUGUAUCGUGUGGGAAGCAAGUCCUGGAGAGUUAUAUAGGACUUCCUUCCUCCUCAGAGUGCCUGUAAUCAAUAAGCUUUUCUUUUCUUUUUGUCAAUGCUUAUGAAAGCAAGAGGACACUUCUGUUUCAUAUACUAAUGUUUGGCAUGGACAGGGCUUGACUUAAAAUUUGUUUUUGAUAAUGGCAGCUUCUGGGUUCAGUUCUGCUUCAGUUGCUGCUUGGAGCAGUUUGGACCUGGCUACUGAAACUGAACUCUGUACAUGUGAAGCAUAUAAGAGAGACCUUUCCCAUCUGA